Messenger RNA from Striga asiatica, 1359 nucleotides. NCBI's taxonomy places the organism in Eukaryota, Viridiplantae, Streptophyta, Magnoliopsida, Lamiales, Orobanchaceae. The record is from the annotation of a GenBank genome assembly.
UAUAACUUACUUUUAAAAGCAUCAAUAAAUAUAUUAAUUUCAAUUCAGUCAAUCAAUUUAUCAUAAAUUAUCUAUUUCCUCCGCCUUUUGCAGCCUCAGCUCAGCCAUGGAGUCCGGCGAUGAUCUUCCAAAAACCCUAGUAACGUCAACCAAGAGGCACAAAUGUGCCGCUUGUUUCAAACAGUACAAGAAGAAAGAGCACCUUAUUGCCCACAUGAAAGCCUCUCAUCACUCGGUUCACCAGCCCAACUGCAGCGUGUGCCGAAAGCACUGCAAAUCCUUUGAAUCGCUAAGGGAACAUAUGAAUGGUCCCAUUGCGAAAGGAGAUUGCUCGAGAGUCUUUGCGGAAAGAGGUUGUUGUCUGUGUAUGAGAAUCUUUGAUAGCUCGGCUGUUCUUGAAGAACACCGGUAUAUGUGUUGCCUUCCUGCCCCUGUUCCCCUUGGAAGUAUGAAGAUGCCUUAUUCAGAAUCGCUAAUAUACGACCCUCCACCGAACAAUGAAAUUGCCGAUUUUGGUCAUUCUGAGGCAGUUGCUUUAGAGUGUGAGAUGGUCGGUUGUGGUAGUGAUGGGUCCCUUGAUGUGUGUGCAAGGGUUUGCCUUGUGGAUGAGUAUGAAAAGCCGAUUUUUCAUACUUACGUGCUACCUCAAAUUCCAGUCACCAAUUACAGGUACGAGAUUACAGGCAUCACAGAGGAUCAUCUGAGAGAGGCCAUGCCGCUUGAGGAAGUGCGUGAGAAGAUUCUUGAUAUUCUCUACAAUGGGGAGUCGAUUGGGAUAUUAAGGCUGCAUGGAGGGAAAGGUAGAAUUCUUGUGGGCCAUGGGCUCGAGCACGAUUUGGAUCGCCUAAAGAUGCAUUAUCCCGAUCUUUUGAUCAGGUAUGAAAUCCAGUCAGGAUUGCAUGAUCCAUAUGAAGGUUCCGUAUCUGUAAUGAGACUCUACAAGAGAUUACGUGCUGAAAAGCACCAAACGAGCAAGAGAAACUUGUCAUUGGCUUCUCGGGUUUCGCACAGUUUGAUGAACGGUCACUAUUCAUUCAGCACCCGAGAAAUCGAGAAUAUGACACCGGAUGAGCUUUUUGAUAUCUCGAAAUCAAAUUACAGGUGUUGGUGUUUGGAUUAGCAGCUAGAUCGAUAUUUAGCGGGAAACUCUCACCUAAAAUUGCGAAAAAAAAAAAAAGGCUUUGAAUUUGAAUAUAGUGAUACAUGUAGUUGCAAAUGUAUAUAGUUUGAACUAUAAUUUUAAUUCACAAAUAUCUUGUUACAGAUGUUUGGUUCAAAUAUGGACAAAUAUAGGGCUAUUAUUUUUCUUCUUCUGUGUAGAUUAUUUUGAAAAGGAGAAUAUUCAUAAUUUGAUUUGCA